This is a messenger RNA of Talaromyces proteolyticus, 1830 nucleotides long. Its product is annotated as FAD-binding monooxygenase. The transcript has a single exon. The record is from RefSeq and is a predicted model, not a curated record. Lineage: Eukaryota; Fungi; Ascomycota; Eurotiomycetes; Eurotiales; Trichocomaceae. The coding region runs from base 1 to 1830 and encodes 609 amino acids. Gene Ontology annotation, molecular function: FAD binding.
AUGUCUUCUAAUGAAAACCCCAAUAAUUUACCGACAGAAGUCCCGGUUCUUGUCAUCGGUGGUGGCGGCAGCGGUCUCACGUUGUCAAUCCUGCUUUCGGACUAUGGGAUAACUUCUCUGUUAGUGGAGCGUCGCUCUGGCACUUCCCAUAUGCCGAAGGCUGGAGCACAUAAUCAACGGAGCCUGGAGAUAUUUCGGCGACACUGUAUUGCUGAAGAGAUUCAACAUGCUGGAGUCCCUGCGCAAAAUAGGCUACGUGCGGCGUGGAUGACAUCUCUCGGGGGAGGUGACCCUAUAGCCGCUCGAGAACUGUAUAGCAUUGAUCUUAAUGGCGAAGGCAGCUUCCGGGAGAUUUAUGAGAGGGACAGUCCGGAACUCUCUGCCGGAUUAGGGCAGCAUCUUCUGGAGCCACUCCUUCGCAAACAUGCGGAGAGUCGUUCCCAGGCGAUCCUAAAGUUCGGUCACCAACUUAUGACUCUCGAACAGCAUCAUGCUGGUGUGAUCGCUUCGAUAAAGGAUAUGAGGGGCGAAAUUCACAGAGUUCGAGCAAGAUACGUUAUUGCGGCGGACGGUGGGCGGACGGUAGGGCCUAUGUUAGGGGCUCAAAUGAUCGGACGAUCUGGCUUAGCUGAGAUGUUGAGCAUAUUUUUUCGAGCUGACCUCUCGUCCUAUGUCUCUGAUGAUGUGAUGGCAUACUGGUUUGUGGGUCCCAAACACGGAAGUUGGGCUGGAGGUUCCCUUGUGAAGGCUGGCCCUCACCCUUGGAAUCGACAUUCACCUACCUGGACCAUUCACUUCAUGCUUCCUGAGGGCGACUCUGACAUUGGUCAGAUCACAGUUGACAAUGCCCUUCCCCGCCUUCAAGAUCUACUUCAUCUCCCUAAUCUGAAAGCUGAUAUUCUUGGGGUUAGCCCUUGGAAAAUUGAUGCUGUUCAGGUUGAUAGGUACCGAAUUGGCGAUGUCUUUUUCAUUGGGGAUGCUGCCCAUCGACAACCACCGACCAGCGGCCUCGGACUUCAGUCUGCCAUCCAGGACGCGGAUAAUUUGUCCUGGAAGCUUGCGAGCGUACUUCAUGGUCAAGCAUCGGAGGAUCUCCUUGACACAUACGAAACAGAGCGGCGGCCGGUCUGCAAACAGAAUGUCGAAUAUGCGCUAUUCGCCUUCGAAAACCAGUUCGCCUUUGAAGCAGGCCUUGGUUUAAACCGGGCUAAAACAGUAGAAGAAAGGAGUGAGGUAUUUGAAGCCUACUUUGAAGAAACCCCGCUUGGUGCUACUCGUCGCGCCAGAGCUGCGGAGGUCUUCAACACUGUUCGUCUUGAACUUAACCCCCAUGAUCGCGAGCUUGGGUUCUAUUAUGAGGCGGGUGCUCUAGUUCCCGACGGCACGUCGCUUCCAGAGAGGGAUCCAAUGGGGGUGAGCUAUCGUCCCACCACACGCCCUGGUUCACGUCUCCCACACGCGUGGUUAAACAAUCGAGGGGCUAGAUUGUCAACGCAUGACCUCGGUAGAACAGGUGAGUUCGUUCUCCUCUGCGGAUACGGCGCAGCUGCUCUCGAAUGGUCUGAGGCAGCGACCCAGCUCGCCAAAAAUACGAAAAUUCCGAUCGUUGGAAUCCGCAUAGCUCCUGAUGGUGAUUAUGGUGACCCUACCUGUAUCUGGAGUCGCCUGCGUGAAGUUUCGAAUGAUGGAGCAAUCUUAUUAAGACCGGACAAAUAUGUAGCAGCUCGAUAUCAUUCAUCAGUCAAAGAUCCGUACUCAUGCCUCCGUCAAGCGUUUGAGCGAAUACUGGGAAAGGUAGUGGACGCUAGUGUUACAAUUAGGCCUCUUUAG